CAGACAGACAGAUAUAGACAGACAGAGAGAGAGAAAGAGAGAGAGAUAAAGAGAGAGACAGAGAGAGAAACAGAGAGAGACAUAUAGAGACAUAGAGAGAGAGAGAGAGAGAGAGAGAGAGAGAGGAAGUUAUCCAGAAUUGGGGUCAGUCCGUGGUCUGACCGCCUGCAGAAGGAGAAGGAUCAGACGUGUGACAGUUCCACCGUGUGACUCUGGCUCCAGGUACUCUGAGGGACAGACGUGUGGCUCCUGAGGACGGACGGACUCACAGCAGAAGCCCUCUCUCUCUCCCAUGUCUCUGAACGUGUCCUCCCCCCCCCUGGUGGUGAGGGGCGGUAUGGACGUGGACUCGGUCCUGGACUGGGUGACCGUGGUCUUCUACCUGCUGACCGUGGGUCUGGGCCUGACUGGGAACGCCCUGGUCAUCUGGGUGGCCGGCUUCAAGCUCAAGCCGAACGUGACCAACGUGUGGCUGGUGAACCUGGCGGCGGCUGACCUGGUCUUCUGUCUGUCCCGGGUUCUGUCGCUGCUCAAGAAGCUCUACUUCGCCGGCUGGCCCUUCGGCGUCUUCCUCUGCAAGUUCAACGGCUUCUUCAAGUACGCCAACAUGUUCUGCUCCGUCUUCCUGCUGGCCGCCAUCAGCCUGGACCGCGUCCUGUGCGUGUGGCGCCCCGUCUUCACGCGCCGGCACCGCACAUUGCGCGCUGCCCGGGUCGUUGCAGCGCUGGUGUGGGCGGCGGCCGUGGCCUUCAGCGCCCCCUACUUCGCGUACCGCCAGGUGUACCUGGACAAGCGCAACGAGACCAAGUGCUCGCUGGAGGUGAAGGAGGCGUCCGCCGGCGACAACACGGCCAAGCUGGUGCUGUACUCCAUCCGCUUCCUGUGUGGCUUCCUAUUGCCUUUUAUGGUCAUCCUGGCGUGCUACGUCCUGACCGGCGUAGGCAUCCGACGCACGCGCCUUCCGGGGAAGUCCCGCACGCUGCGGAUCCUGGCCUCGCUGGUGGUGGCCUUCUUCCUCUGCUGGGCGCCCUACCACUGCCUCCUGCUGGCCAAGAUGGUGAAUGGCAAGUCGGUGGCGCUGGACAUUAGCCUGACGCUGGCCAAGGGCCUGGCCUACCUCAACAGCUGCGUCAACCCGCUGCUGUACUUCUGCAUGGGCCUGGAGGUGCGGGGCUGCGUGCGGCAGGGCCUGGCGGCGGCGUGCGCACGGGGACUGGCGGGCGACAAUGGCGACGGGCCUAGCAGCCGGUCCUUGGAGCGCACCGUGGACGACAGCGGCGGCUCCGGCACCGUGAGGCUGAACGCCGCCGCCGCCGCCGCCCAGAGCAAGCGCCUCCCCCAGGGGGCGGGACCAGAGUCUGACAGGGGGCAGGGGCGGGGUCUGACAGGGGGCGGGGUCUGACAGCUCGUGUCCAGAGCUUAACUUCGGAAACCCAGUGACAAAAAAUGUCCGGAACACAUCUUUAAGCAAGAACAGUGCCAAUGUGCCAACGCGCAGUAUUCUGUAGCUAUAGCAACAGGUUCAUAUCGCUGUGUACUGCUUCCUUAAUAAUUCUUUAUCCACUCCGUGUACUUAUUGUGUUUGCAGUGGCUGUGUUGCCAUGGUAAUGUCAGGUGUCUGGGGGUAUUGUUGGUAGCGCUAUGUUUCCAUGGUGAUGUCAGGUAUCUGGGGGUAUUGUUGGUAGGGCUGUGUUUCCAUGGUAAUGUCAGGUAUCUGGGGGUAUUGUUGGUAGGGCUAUGUUUCCAUAGUAAUGUCAGGUAUCUGGGGGUAUUGUUGGUAGGGCUGUGUUUCCAUAGUAAUGUCAGGUAUCUGGGGGUAUUGUUGGUAGGGCUGUGUUUCCAUGGUAAUGUCAGGUAUCUGGGGGUAUUGUUGGUAGGGCUGUGUUUCCAUGGUAAUGUCAGGUAUCUGGGGGUAUUGUUGGUAGGGCUGUGUUUCCAUGGUAAUGUCAGGUAUCUGGGGGUAUUGUUGGUAGGGCUGUGUUUCCAUGGUAAUGUCAGGUAUCUGGGGAUAUUGUUGGUAGGGCUGUGUUUCCAUGGUGAUGUCAGGUAUCUGGGGGUAUUGUUGGUAGGGCUGUGUUUCCAUGGUAAUGUCAGGUAUCUGGGGGUAUUGUUGGUAGGGCUGUGUUUCCAUGGUAAUGUCAGGUAUCUAGGGGCAUGAUGCCAUCCUGCUGCUGUUUCCCUCGAUCAAAGCCCUCCUUUUGGUCUUUGUCAAAAUAGUAGAACAACAACAAGUGUUGAGUUUCCGGAGUGUUCCUCGGGUUUCGGUAUCACUGAGGGUUUGGUGAGGAGUAUGAGGCGGGGUGGUGGAUGUGCUCCUGGGGCCUCAGACCACACGCUGGCUGAGGCUCUGGUCCAGGGGGAACCAUGCAUGGGAAGUGACUGAGAACAGGAAGUGAAGCCUCUCUCUCUGUCUGGACCCCCCAGGGUUAAACCCCCACACAUGACCUCUCUCAUUACAGCGCUCCAACUGCCCCUCCAAGGGUGGGUAAGAUGCAGCAGGCCUAUAAGAUUGUGUAACCUCUGCUAACAUCAGUGUUACCACAGUCCCGCUCCAGUGACUGAUUAGAAUCAAUUUAGUGAACUUUGUUGACGCAUUAAAAUCCAAACUUAAACCCAUUUCUUGACUCUCAUUUGCUGGCCUCAAGUGAAUACAGCGACCUG
Molecule: messenger RNA, 2661 nt
Organism: Gadus chalcogrammus (walleye pollock)
Lineage: Eukaryota; Metazoa; Chordata; Actinopteri; Gadiformes; Gadidae
Product: formyl peptide receptor 2-like
Exons: 3
Coding region: 293-1402 (369 amino acids)
Biological process (GO): complement receptor mediated signaling pathway; positive regulation of cytosolic calcium ion concentration; phospholipase C-activating G protein-coupled receptor signaling pathway
Cellular component (GO): plasma membrane
Molecular function (GO): G protein-coupled receptor activity; complement receptor activity
Source: RefSeq, a predicted model, not a curated record